Molecule: messenger RNA, 2176 nt
Organism: Coffea arabica (coffee)
Lineage: Eukaryota; Viridiplantae; Streptophyta; Magnoliopsida; Gentianales; Rubiaceae
Product: ent-kaurenoic acid oxidase 1-like
Biological process (GO): multicellular organism development; brassinosteroid biosynthetic process; sterol metabolic process
Cellular component (GO): endoplasmic reticulum
Molecular function (GO): heme binding; iron ion binding; ent-kaurenoic acid monooxygenase activity
Source: RefSeq, a predicted model, not a curated record
AUAGCUACCGGUUUGGAUGCAAAGCCAAAAGCAACAAAAAAGCCAUUUGAGUUGUCUAGCCAAAAAAGUGAACAGAAGGAAGAGGUUCCCGGAGAAGCUUGUGUACUCUUGUUCAGAAUGAACUCCACGAUGUCAAACUAAUAUUGCUUGUUAGCUUCAAAGGCCUCGUGAUUUCAACGGCUACUAGAAGUAUAGUUCAAAAGUUAGGUAGUGCGGUUAAAGAAGUGGCCAGAACCAAAGGCUCAAGCUGGUGGCACACACCCCACAUGGCUGCUGCUUCCCUCGCUAUUGCUGAACGUAUCCCUUUGGUUGAUUUCGUCCUCGAAGUUCGCGACUCAAGGAUUCCUUUGUCAUCAGAAUGCAGCCAACUCGGUGAUUUAUUGUCUUCUCUGAGGCGGGUCAUAGCUUUGAACAAGGCAGACCUUGCAAAACAAUCAGAUAUGAAGAUUGCUGGUGGACCCUUUCGGAAAAAAAACCUCAUUGCCAAUUCACAAAUCUUACUCCAGCUGAUCUCAUAAUGGAGUACUGGGGCUUCAUCUGCAUGCUGAUGAUGGCUGUUUUUGGUGGUCUUAUGGGAUUGAAGUCCCUGCUGAAGAGCUUAAAUCGGUGGCACUUUGAAGCUAAGUUGGGUGAUAGGAGAUUCUCUCUGCCACCCGGUGAUCUGGGAUGGCCUUUUAUUGGCAGCAUGUGGGCUUUCCUCAGAGCUUUCAAGUCCAGCAAUCCUGAUUCUUUCAUCUCCAGUUUUGUCAACAGAUUUGGUCCUGUGGGACUUUACAAGACUAUGAUGUUUGGUAGCCCAAGCAUCAUUGUUACAACACCAGAAGCUUGCAAGAGAGUUUUAACAGAUGAUGAAGCAUUCAUGCCUGGAUGGCCUAGUUCAACCCUGACACUUAUGGGGAGAAAAUCUUUCAUUGGCAUAUCCGCCCAAGAGCACAAAAGAUUGCGCAAAUUAACAGCAGCACCAGUGAAUGGACAUGAGGCAUUGUCCAUUUACUUGAAGUACAUUGAAGACAACGUUACAGAGGCUUUGGAGAAAUGGGCAGGAAUGGGACAAAUUGAGUUUUUAACUCAACUUCGAAAACUUACAUUCAGGAUAAUUACACAUAUUUUCCUGGGUUCAGAGAGUGAGCAAGUAAUGGAAGCCUUAGAAAGGGAGUAUACUGUACUCAACCAUGGUGUUAGAGCAAUGUCUAUUAACGUUCCUGGAUUUGCUUACUAUAAUGCUCUCAAGGCACGGAAAAGGCUUGUGGCUAUAUUUCAAUCUGUUGUGACUGAGCGAAGGGCAAGGAGAAAGGAAAAUUCAACUGCUGAGAAAAGGGAUAUGAUGGACGCGCUGAUGGAUGCUGUAGAUGAUAAAGGUAGAAAAUUGGAUGAUGAAGAAAUUAUUGAUGUUCUAGUAAUGUAUCUAAAUGCAGGCCAUGAAUCAUCUGGCCAUGUUUCAAUGUGGGCUACUCUAUUUCUGCAGAAGAACCCUGAAGUCCUUCAGAAAGCAAAGGCUGAGCAAGAGGCAAUUGUUAAGAACAGGCCACCAGGCCAAGUAGGUUUGACUCUGAAAGAAAUUCGACAAAUGGACUAUCUUUCAAAGGUCAUUGAUGAAACACUACGUGUAGUUACCUUCUCAUUUGUGGUAUUCAGAGAAGCACAGAAAGACAUCAAUAUCUCUGGUUUUACAAUUCCAAAAGGGUGGAAAGCAUUAGUCUGGUUUAGGAACGUUCAUUUUGAUCCUGAAUUGUAUCCCGAGCCAAAGAAAUUUGAUCCUGACAGAUGGGAUGGUCUUACAGCUAAAGCAGGAAGUUUUCUUCCUUUCGGGGCAGGAGCCAGAACUUGUCCCGGAAAUGAUCUUGCAAAGCUCGAAAUUUCUAUUUUCCUUCACUAUUUUCUCCUUGACUAUGAGCUAGAAAGGCAGAAUCCUUCGUGCCCAUUAAUCUAUUUACCUCAUCAGAGGCCUAUAGAUAAUUGUUUGGGACGAGUCAGAAGGGUCUCACCUUCAAGUGUGCGGAAAAAGGACUGAACUCUCCUCUAUUUCAGUGAAAUCUUUGGCAUGCUUAAGUUCGUAAGACGUAUCUAGAUAGAUUGUGUGGCCUUUGUACCCAAUGUACUAGUUCUAUAUUCAGAAAAAAACAAUCUUAAUAAAAUUUUAGCCAUUGGCCUAGCAAUUCAUUAUUUGUUUUAGCCA